Messenger RNA from Vicugna pacos (alpaca), 2857 nucleotides. Lineage: Eukaryota; Metazoa; Chordata; Mammalia; Artiodactyla; Camelidae. The record is from RefSeq and is a predicted model, not a curated record.
GGGCGUGCUCUCGGCGGAGAGUUAGAGUUGUUGCCGAGCUGGGUUCUGGUGAGAGCGGGGCGCGGAGCUGGGUGCGCGCCGAGCCUCAGCCUCCCGCCGCCUCCUCGCCCUCCAUUCCUCUCUCCCCGCCUUCUCUGGGCCUCGCCGCCGCCACUGCCUGCCUGGGAACCGUAGCCGAGGGCGAGGGGCUGGAGCGGCCGGAGCGGCCGGAGCGGGCGGGGAGGCGCGGGGCGCCUGGGCAUAGGGAGCGCGCCCAGCCCAGCCCGGGAUCAGAUAACAGCGGGCGGGGGAGGGGGUGGACCAGCAGCACUCACAGCCGGACGGAGGGACGGACGCCAGCCGCGCCGGCCAGAGCGAGCGCCCCGCGGCCGGGGGCGCCGUCCAGGCGCGCGCCCCGGACCCGUGGCUGGACGGGGGCGAUUGGCGCCCCGGACCGACGCGCCCCUCAGCAUGGAGCGCCCCCGGGGUCUGCCCUGAGGCGGCGGCGGCGAUGCAGCCAGCGCAGCAGCUGCUUGGGCCAGCAACGGCCGCCCGGAGCUCGGAGGACGUGGAGCGCACCGCGCCCGGGGCGCUGACCGAGGCGGAGAAACUGAGGUCCCAGGAGGGGGACCUGUGGCCCUCCAUCCCCUGUGACCUCAGCCACGGGACAUGGGGCUGGUCCAGGCUCCUGCAUUUGUGCCCCACAGAUUAGGACAGAAAGACAGGUCUGAGCACCGCUGUGGCUGGAGGGCCCUCCAGCCACCAACUCCUCUGCAGCUGGCACCUGGGAGAUGGCAGCCUUGAAGACGGCCACUGCCUGGUCCACGGCGCUACUUAGAGGAUAGGAGUCAAGAGGAGCUGCCCCACCCGGAGCUGGCCUGGGGGCAGGCCAGGGUACCCCUGCCCCCGGGAUGACUGCGGCCGGCCGUGCCAACCCCUACAGCAUUGUGUCGUCGGAGGAGGACGGGCUGCACCUGGUCACCAUGUCGGGCGCCAAUGGCUUUGGCAACGGCAAGGUGCACACGCGGCGCCGGUGCCGGAACCGCUUCGUCAAGAAGAACGGCCAGUGCAACAUCGAGUUUGCCAACAUGGACGAGAAGUCACAGCGCUACCUGGCCGACAUGUUCACCACCUGCGUGGACAUCCGCUGGCGCUACAUGCUGCUCAUCUUCUCGCUGGCCUUCCUUGCCUCCUGGCUGCUGUUCGGCGUCAUCUUCUGGGUCAUUGCUGUGGCCCACGGGGACCUGGAGCCAGCGGAGGGCCGCGGCCGCACGCCCUGCGUGAUGCAGGUGCACGGCUUCAUGGCGGCCUUCCUGUUCUCCAUCGAGACGCAGACCACCAUCGGCUACGGCCUGCGCUGCGUAACGGAGGAGUGCCCGCUGGCCGUCUUCAUGGUGGUGGCGCAGUCCAUCGUGGGCUGCAUCAUCGACUCCUUCAUGAUCGGCGCCAUCAUGGCCAAGAUGGCGCGGCCCAAGAAGCGGGCACAGACGCUGCUGUUCAGCCACAAUGCGGUGGUGGCGCUGCGGGACGGCAAGCUCUGCCUCAUGUGGCGCGUGGGCAACCUGCGCAAGAGCCACAUCGUGGAGGCCCACGUGCGGGCGCAGCUCAUCAAGCCCCGCGUCACGGAGGAGGGUGAGUACAUCCCGCUGGACCAGAUCGACAUCGACGUGGGCUUCGACAAGGGCCUGGACCGCAUCUUCCUGGUGUCGCCCAUCACCAUCCUGCACGAGAUCGACGAGGCCAGCCCACUGUUCGGCAUUAGCCGGCAGGACCUGGAGACGGACGACUUCGAGAUCGUGGUCAUCCUGGAGGGCAUGGUGGAGGCCACGGCCAUGACCACGCAGGCCCGCAGCUCCUACCUGGCCAAUGAGAUCCUGUGGGGCCACCGCUUUGAGCCUGUCCUCUUCGAGGAGAAGAACCAGUACAAGAUCGACUACUCGCACUUCCACAAGACGUACGAGGUACCGUCCACGCCCCGCUGCAGCGCCAAGGACCUGGUGGAGAACAAGUUCCUGCUGCCCAGUGCCAACUCCUUCUGCUACGAGAAUGAGCUGGCCUUCCUGAGCCGCGAGGAGGAGGACGAGGCGGACGGAGACCAGGGCAGACACAGCCCCCAGGCCAGGCAUGACUUUGACCGGCCCCAGGCCGGUGGCGCCACCCUCGAGCAGCGGCCCUACAGACGGGAGUCAGAAAUCUGAGCCAUCGAGGGCCAAGGUGCAGCACCGCCCCGCCGGGGAGAGGCCCCUGUCCUGCGAGGGCCCCGGGCCUGAGCAGAGCCGGCUUGGGCCCCGGCUGCAGACUCAGUAGAGUUGUAGAUGUUUUACGUUUCUUCACAACGGCCUCAGGAGGUUGGUGGGAGAGUGGGCGGCUGGAGCGGCUUCAGAGGCCGGAGCAGGCAGAGGGGCAGGAAGGUGGCCUCCUGGGGGCCGGGCCACAGAAGCCAGGGGCUCCUGCCUGAGGUUGGAGCUGCAGCCUGCCCAGAAAUGCUAGCCAGCCGCCCAGCCCCUGUGGGCGAAGGCUGGCAGGCUGCAGGGCGCCUCAUUGGUUUUUAACUUGGGGAGACAUACCGGUUUUGGCUUUCUCAACCUUAGUUUGAGUAAGACAGUUUACAAAAAAAAAAAUAAUAACAUGUGAGUGAAACAAAUUUUUAUAAUUUGGGGUGGGGUGGGUGGGAGGGCGGGCAAUUAGAAUUCCAUUAGUCUGCUCGGAUGCAAGCAGCUGGGUGGAGUUACCAGAAGGUCCCCGAGGCUGGACGGCCUCCCCUGGGGAGGCAGCGGUGUGGCCCGUGGGUGAGCACUGGGCUCACCUCAUUAUUUCUGCUCUCGGUUGCCCUGGCUUCCGUUUGUGAUGGCAGAAUGAAGACCAUGUGAAUGAUUGU